CAGGCCCGCCUAUCCUCGGGUUGGCCGUUGGCUGCCUCCAACAAAACAGAAUAAAACCAGAAGUUGAGCACAAGACCUCAAAGAAAGUGUACAGGUCUCACCUCAGCCUCUGACUUCAUUCGUUACUCGUUUCACUUCUUGAUCUUGACUACUUUGUAUUCGAAGUUCACAGGCAUAUGCUUACGAUUUUCUCAGUCAAAGCAAGUCAAGCUGCAAGACGACUAAUCCAAACUUUCAACCAUUUUCAGGUACCUCAACGAGCAAAGAUGGCGACUCUCGGCGCACCCACGAAGAAGCAUAAGGUGACGAUCAUUGGAUCAGGUAACUGGGGUUCUACCAUUGCGAAAAUCGUGGCAGAAAACACCAAGGAGCAUCCCGAGCUGUUCCAGGAGGAGGUACAGAUGUGGGUUUACGAAGAGGAUGUUAUGGUACCAAAAGACUCGAAGCAUUACGAUUCCUCGAAAGGAGAAUCGCCUCAGAAGCUCACUUCUAUAAUCAAUACCUACCACGAAAAUGUCAAGUACCUGCCCAACAUCGCUCUCCCCAAGAACAUAGUCGCCAAUCCCUCUGUCGUCGAUGCUGCAAAAGGCUCCUCGAUUCUCGUCUUCAAUCUCCCCCAUCAGUUCAUUGGCAGAAUCUCCAAGCAACUGGAAGGCAACAUCCUCCCAUACGCCCGUGGUAUCUCUUGCAUAAAAGGUGUGAACGUAACCGAAUCUGAAAUAAGCUUGUUCUCAGAAUGGAUCGGCGAAGGAUUGGGAAUAUACUGCGGCGCUCUAUCUGGCGCAAAUAUCGCAAAUGAAAUUGCCCAAGAAAAAUGGUGCGAGACCACAAUUGCCUACGACCCUCCUCCCAUCGAUUCCCGAGUCGCCACUCCGACAGGCCCCUCCCCUUCUGCGUCGAGAGUAAAUCUCACAAUCACGCCCGCAGAUGAGGAGCACAGAGAUGUGUUGGGAAGAAUAAGCAAGACGAAAUUAAAGGCAUUACCAUCAGAAUACCCUCCUCUCGACCACGCCACGUUCAAGACUCUCUUCUACAGACCCUAUUUCCACGUCCGCAUGGUCUCCGACGUAGCAGGCGUCUCCCUCGGCGGCGCACUAAAGAACAUCGUCGCCCUCGCCGCCGGAUUCGUCGACGGUCGCGGCUGGGGCGACAACGCUAAAGCAGCCGUGAUGCGCGUGGGACUUCUCGAAAUGGUUAAAUUCGGCAAGGAAUUCUUCGGCCAAACGGUGCACACGGGAACGUUUACGGAAGAGAGUUGUGGAGUGGCGGAUCUUAUCACGAGUUGUUCUGGCGGACGAAAUUUCAGGUGUGCGAAGAUGGCGGUUGAGAGGGGGGUGUCGGUUGAUGAGGUCGAGGCGAAGGAGUUGAAUGGGCAGAAGUUGCAGGGUACUAGUACGGCGAAGGAGGUUAAUAGCUUUUUGAAGGCGAGAGGGUUGGAGGCCGAGUAUCCGUUGUUUACUGCUGUGCUGGACAUUCUCGAAGGGCGGAACACAGUGGAUGAUAUCCCUGCAUUACUUGCACGAGCUGAUGAUGACUGAUUUGGGUUUUGCAUGCAUUUUGGCACUGGCUGGGCUGGGACUCUGUAUACACACUUUAGAGCAUAUAGCAGGCAAGCUGCACAUUUCGCUGCCCUUUCACCUGAUAAUCAUUGACUUGAAAAUGAAGUUCGUGGUCGUCACAUUGUUCGAGCCGCAGUCAGCACUUUUGCCCUAUCCAAAGUCCUAUUUCUCCUUCCCAACUACAACCUUCCUCCCACGCACCAACCUCUCAGGAGUAUACUCGACAUACCAACUCUUCAACCCCACCAGCCAGCCUACAACUACCGCCAUCCAAAGCACGGAAUGUGUAACUACCCAUUCAAACACAUCGUUCACCCCAAGCUUUCCGACAAUUGGGAUGUCAGGGAAUGACAAUAAGACGGGCCAAUUGUCCAACCCCCAAAAAAUCACGAAUAGCUGCCACGUUAACCACCAUUCCCUCGGCGGCUUGCCUUCCCCUCCUAUUUCUUUUUCUAUUACUG
Molecule: messenger RNA, 2020 nt
Organism: Mollisia scopiformis
Lineage: Eukaryota; Fungi; Ascomycota; Leotiomycetes; Helotiales; Mollisiaceae
Product: glycerol-3-phosphate dehydrogenase-like protein
Exons: 3
Coding region: 267-1538 (423 amino acids)
Biological process (GO): glycerol-3-phosphate catabolic process; carbohydrate metabolic process
Cellular component (GO): glycerol-3-phosphate dehydrogenase (FAD) complex; nucleus; cytosol
Molecular function (GO): NAD binding; glycerol-3-phosphate dehydrogenase [NAD(P)+] activity
Source: RefSeq, a predicted model, not a curated record